This is a messenger RNA of Hylaeus volcanicus, 1109 nucleotides long. It is a transcript of the gene mRpS18B, whose product is annotated as 28S ribosomal protein S18b, mitochondrial. Gene Ontology annotation, biological process: mitochondrial translation. The coding region runs from base 355 to 936 and encodes 193 amino acids. Gene Ontology annotation, cellular component: mitochondrion; ribosome. The transcript is spliced from 6 exons. The record is from RefSeq and is a predicted model, not a curated record. Lineage: Eukaryota; Metazoa; Arthropoda; Insecta; Hymenoptera; Colletidae. Gene Ontology annotation, molecular function: structural constituent of ribosome.
AAUAAAAAAUAUUUAGUAUAUUUCUAAAAGAAUUUCGAUCAUUACAUGAAAAUAACCUUCCUGAUUAGUACUCAAUGAUGUCAAAGUGAACGUUUUUAAAUAUUAUGAAACUAAGUAUUAUUACGCAUAUUAAAAAGAAGGAAACAUAAAAAUAUGAAAGUAGAAGUGUUGUAAUAUCAUGAAGAUUAAUUUAAAUAUUAAAGCAACAAAUAAAAUAUAUUUCAUUUCAGUGUAAUGUAAUGUAUGUUCAUAUGUGUGUACUCGCGGUUCUCGACUACAUCGUACGAGUGCUAUUUAACUUGAUUUAACUCUUAAUAUACUUUUACAAAAAAGAAUUAUAUUAUAAAAGAAAUAAUGUCAUUAAUAUUAAACGGAUUUCAAUUAGCUAGAUUAAUUUUACGAACUAACCUAACUCCAAAAGUUAUACCUGUGAAAUUUUUACAUACUUCGUUUACAAAAUUCGAUGUACAAGGGACAGAAAAAAAAAAAAAAACAAAUAUUGAGAGAGUACCGAUUUCAAAGGAUAGAAGUAAAGUUAUUCCUGUGGAGACUAGUAUAAGAUACAUGGCAAGUAAUGCUUAUAAAUUAACUUAUGGAGAAGAUCCUGUCUGGAAAAUAUAUAUACGAAAUUACAAAGGGCAUACCCCACCACCAAAAACACGAAAAACUUGUAUCAGAGCUGAAGUGAUUGAUACUGGUAGUCCAUGUCCAAUAUGUAGGGACGAGUAUCUAGUGCUUGAUUACCGUAACGUUGAUUUAUUAAAACAAUUUAUUUCAGAGCAUUCUGGAGAAAUCUUAAGCUAUACACAAACUGGCCUUUGUCAGAGAGCUCACAAUAACUUGCUUAUUGCAAUAUUAAAAGCAAAGGAAUACGGUUUGCUUACAUUUGAUGUUCCACUUAGAUACUAUGAUUAUUCAGAGUGGAAGAGUUCUUAAACUGAAUCUUGUUUAAAGACUUGCAUUAUUUAAACAAGCAAGUCCUUUGAUAAAAGCAGUUACAAAUAUAGUCCCACUUGGUAAAACAUUAAUGCAGUUCAGUGUGGAAGAGAAGGACAUAACAACCUUGUCAAAGACAAAUGAUUCAUUAAAAAUUAUUCAUGAUUUUGUAA